AAUGAAUGAAUGACGAACGCUAGGUUUUAGGAUUAAGGAAAGACUAACAGAAUCCAACGAACCUAAAACAGCUUGGCCGUCGUUAACAAUAUGCUUUUGUCUGCUUACUCUCAACGGAGUGUUGUUUUCUACUUAUAUGACUUCUGGUUGGCCGUACCUCAUGGAGUUAGAUCAGGAGGCUGAUGUACGAUUUUUUGGUUGGAUAAUGGCUGGAUAUAGUUUGGGACAAAUGAUUUCAUGUUGGUUGUUUGGAUGGUGGAGCCAAGUGACAGCUUCGACACGUUAUCCAGCGAUUUUUGGUCUGUUACUAGCUGCGGGAGGCAACGUUUUAUACGGAUUGCUUCCUGCUUUGCCGUAUAAUCGGAAAUGGUAUAUGUUAGUUGCUAGACUGUUUACUGGUUGGGGCGCAGUAUUCUUAAGAGAAUAUUCUACAGGAACCCUUAGUUUGAUAAGAUCAUAUUGUGCUAUGGCGAGCUUACACAAAGACAGAAGUCGGGUGGUUGCUAUUGCUAGCGCAUGUUUCACUAUAGGUAUUGCUGCUGGACCAUCAAUACAAGCUUUGUUUUUGCCGUUCGGCAAAACUGGCAUCAAGUUGUUUUCAAUUCAUAUUAAUAUGUUUACUGCUCCAGCAUUUGCACUGGUCAUUGUUUGUGUUGUGGGAAUGGUGGUACUUGCAACAUGUUUCAAAGAGGAUUAUGUAGCGAUGGUAUCAGAUGAGGAGAAAAAAAAUUCAUUUGUUAUAGUUCCAAAAUUUGACCGUGUUGCUGCUUACACAUGUAUCUACAUGUGUUUUAUUGUACAAACCAUUGAGACGGCUUUGGAAGUGCUUUCUACUCCGUUUGGUGUUUCACUUUACAACUGGACGACUGAACAGGCUAUCUUUUAUUAUGGAGUUGUUCACACUUGUUCCUCAACUAUUGAUGUUAUAAAUUAUGGGAUACUAAGUUUUACAAGAAUUCGUAAAAUGGAUAUGCGAAGGCUGCUUCUGUUUGGUAUUUCAUGUUUUACAAUAUACGAAUUACUGCUUUUGCCGUGGCCUUUUUAUGAUGGUCCAUUGGAUUACAUAAAAUUAGCACCUAAUUCUACUGUGGAAGAUCCGUCGUAUUCCGGAGGGUGUUUCCAGGUAUACCGGUGGUGUUCACAAACUACUCGAGUUCCCAUUUACAUAUAUUUAGUUGGCUCUGUUAUAGUACUCGGUUUCGGUUUUCCAUUUCACUUCACUCCUACUGGAGUAAUAUUUUCAGAAGUUUUAGGACCCAGAAAACAGGGAAUGAUGCAAGGGAUUUUUGCAUUUUUUGGAUCUUCAGCUCGUUGUAUAACACCGCUGUAUCAAACGUAUCUGUUCAAACAUUCCGGAUAUUUAUGGCCGAAUUUAAUCUGCUUGUCACUGUUACUAAUAGGUAUUACGUUAUUGCUAUCAUUUUGGAGCAGGCUUAUUCCACUGAGGAUGGUUCCAAAAUUGGGUGUUGCGACACGUUAUAAAGGCGGAGUUUUCUAUCAUUUAUAG
Molecule: messenger RNA, 1507 nt
Organism: Enterobius vermicularis (human pinworm)
Lineage: Eukaryota; Metazoa; Nematoda; Chromadorea; Rhabditida; Oxyuridae
Source: the annotation of a GenBank genome assembly